Heteronotia binoei (common prickly gecko) is the source of this 2105-nucleotide messenger RNA. RefSeq names its product gap junction protein alpha 9 (gene GJA9). The coding region runs from base 1038 to 2105 and encodes 355 amino acids. The record is from RefSeq and is a predicted model, not a curated record. Gene Ontology annotation, cellular component: connexin complex. Gene Ontology annotation, biological process: cell communication. NCBI's taxonomy places the organism in Eukaryota, Metazoa, Chordata, Lepidosauria, Squamata, Gekkonidae. The transcript has a single exon.
GAGAAAGAAAAUUUUAGUUACAAAAAUAGGAACACAUCUUACAUGACAUAUCCAUAAAGGUACAUUUAAUUUUUUGCGAACAUAUUAACUUCAAAAAGGCUAACUUGCUACAGCCCCAAGCCCAUGUAAGAGAAUGGACAUGAGAGAUCCUGUAUAAGAUAAAAAAGAAGGCAAUUAACAGCCAAAGAGGCUCAACAUCUAACCAAUGAGAGGGUGGGGCCAACUGCCAAAGGUACCUGAGUUAGAGAAUUCUUUUAAACCUUUCCCCUCCAGAUCCUCCUGCAUGCAAAGUUUCACAAUGGAGAUACUACAAUAUGGGGAUAAUUACAAGGUACUACAAGUUUCUGGUGCAAACUUUGUUCCAGCCAGUAUACUUUCUCCCACAGGAACUAGUCAAAAAUGGGGUAGCCAAUGUACAUAAGAAAGUAACUAGAAUCAGGAUCACUGAAAGGCAGAAACAUGAUCCCCUGCACAUAAUGCAGGCCACAGUGUCAAGGGAUGCUGUGUAUCUUAGUGCUGCCCCCAAGAGGAGCUCUUUACUUCCACUAGUACAGAAAUGGAAAAAAGUAAACCAUUGCUUUCACAAGGACCAUUCAGAUGGGAAAAGUAUCUUUCUUCUCCCAACACUGCUGACCUGUUUCUGGUACAGCUGGGGAAUAGCACUUUUAUGGCAAAAAGUCACAGAUCAAGCUAAGCAAUGCAUGUUAUGCAUGGUCAACCUCUAACCCUACAUGUUAGUAUUGUACAGAAGAAACUUUUUCUCUUAGCAGUGACUUUAGUCCAUGCUUUCCUUGAGGCAAUGGAAGCAAGGCUGGAGAACAAAAGGCCUAGCUUGAGGCAACACUUGAAAAAUACCUUUAAAAUAUACUUUGUGUUUGAAUGCUAGAAGCAUACCAAGCUUCUAGUCAGCAGAGUUAUUCUGAGCUAGUCAUAUUGUUCUGAAGUUUCUCCUUCUUGCGCCAUGUACAGUUUAUUUAGCCACAUAACCAUCUCUUUUGUUCCCUCUGCCUCAACAUGGCUAGAAUGGCAAAGUAGCCAUGGGAGACUGGAGUUUCCUGGGAGGAAUUUUAGAAGAAGUCCAUAUUCACUCCACCACCAUUGGCAAGGUCUGGCUAACCAUCCUCUUCAUAUUCCGGAUGCUCGUUCUUGGUGUGGCAGCCGAAGAUGUCUGGAAUGAUGAGCAGACUGAAUUCAUUUGCAACACACAGCAACCUGGAUGCAGAAAUGUGUGUUAUGAUCAUGCCUUCCCCAUUUCUCUAAUAAGAUACUGGGUUUUGCAAGUCAUCUUUGUAUCCUCACCUUCCUUGGUGUACAUGGGCCAUGCCUUAUACAGACUAAGGACAUUAGAAAAAGAACGGCAAAAGAAAAAAGCAAAGCUGAGGGCUGAACUGGAGGGAGCUGAAUUUGAAAUGAUUGAGGAUCGUAAAAAAAUAGAGAGGGAACUCCGGCAACUGGAGCAAAGGAAGCUCAACAAGGCACCCCUCCGGGGCUCACUGCUCUGUACUUACGUGAUCCAUAUCGUUAUUAGAUCUAUUCUUGAAACUGGAUUUAUGAUUGGCCAAUACCUUUUGUAUGGAUUUCAGCUAGACCCUCUGUAUAAAUGUCAAACAGCUCCUUGCCCAAACACUGUGGAGUGCUUUGUCUCCAGACCGACGGAAAAGACCGUCUUCCUUGUUUUUAUGCAAGCCAUAGCAACCGUUUCCUUGUGUUUGAACAUCCUGGAGCUCCUGCACCUCGUCUUCAAGAAGACUCGAAAGGGAAUCUGCGGCCAGGACAAAAAGAAAGACGAGGCGGACGAGGCUCACACCGCCGCUGCCAGAAAUGGCGCGGAGCUGCAACUACGUGCCGGGGCGCCGCAGAGGCCCCUGCCUUCCGCCCCGAGCGGAUUCAGCUGGCUCCUGGGAAACCAAACGGAGCUGGCGGCGCUCUGCCAUUCAGAGGACCGCCAAGAGCACCGGGGGCCUGCAUCGCCGCCUCCUCAGAACAGCAGCAGCUCCAACAACAACGAGGCGGCGCUUCAGGGAGCCAAGGAAGAGCAGAGCAGGCCGCCCCACACUCCACCGGCCGCCAGCAGCAAGCGCGCCGCUCCAGACCUCUGCAUCUGA